Messenger RNA from Mixia osmundae IAM 14324, 771 nucleotides. RefSeq lists its product as uncharacterized. Bases 1 to 771 code for a protein of 256 amino acids. NCBI's taxonomy places the organism in Eukaryota, Fungi, Basidiomycota, Mixiomycetes, Mixiales, Mixiaceae. The record is from RefSeq and is a predicted model, not a curated record. The transcript is spliced from 3 exons. Gene Ontology annotation, cellular component: DASH complex; mitotic spindle. Gene Ontology annotation, biological process: mitotic cell cycle.
AUGGACGAAGGUCCCGUACGCGACACAGCGAGAGCAAUGCAAGAUCUCGGUCUGGGACACUCUACAAGCAGGCAGCGCAGCGCAAGCAGAGGUCGAGUAGCCACCGAGGCUCCCGCUGGUCACACGAGGACGACGAGCAAACAGAUCAACGGCACAUCGUCUCGUGAUGAAGCCUUGGUCAAGGAGCGAGAUCAGCUCGCAAAGAUGAAUGAUCUGCUCGAGGAGACAAUUGCAGGUCUCGAGACUUCAAAGCAUCACAUUGCGCGCCUGGAGAGCACGAUCGGCACGACAGACUCGCUCCUCAGUCUUUAUACCGGCUUACUCUCGCAGACCGAGCAUGCAAAGAAUCUCAUACUCGAUCAGGACUGGCAAGGGACAUCGACGGACAUUGCAACGAUCAGAGCGCAAGAAGAGGCGAAAGAGCGCGAGAGACAAGAAGCAUUGAGGUUAGCGACCGAGGAAGAAGCGCAAAAGAGAGCACGAGCAGAGCAAGAGCACAAGCGUACAGCUCCCGCGAGUAGCAGAGGUCCUUCUACGCGCGGUCGAGGCAUCUCAACCACCGCGACUCGAUCAAGAGGACAAGUCGGUAUGUCACGAGGCAGAGGCACCGCAGCAAGCGCAUCAGCUUCCUCCGAUACUAUUACCGCCACCGCGCGAAACGACGCCGGCGUAGCUAGAGGGCGCGGGACGAUCCAGGUCACCGGCGUGAGAGCGCAGCGCGGGCUGCGCAGCCGAGCUCGACCAAGAGGCACUGCAUCGCAAGUUUUAUAG